Molecule: messenger RNA, 1369 nt
Organism: Vicia villosa (hairy vetch)
Lineage: Eukaryota; Viridiplantae; Streptophyta; Magnoliopsida; Fabales; Fabaceae
Product: ACT domain-containing protein ACR9-like
Exons: 3
Coding region: 1-738 (245 amino acids)
Source: RefSeq, a predicted model, not a curated record
AUGGAAGCUUUAGGAGAGAAAUGUAUCUCCAGUGAGCUUCAGUUGGCUGGACCUGAAUAUGAUGGACAUUUGCAGGGGUUUUCUUCUCUUCCACCAGCUUAUUCUGAAGAACUAUUUGGUCCUGAGUUAUCAGACAAGGUGUGGCUGCAUCCUCUCAGUCAAGACGUGACAACACUGAAAAAACCGAGUGUUACUGUGGAUAAUACGUUGAGCCCGACUCAUACCUUGCUUCAGAUACAGUGUGUUGAUCAAAAGGGCUUGUGUUAUGACAUUAUGAGGAUUUCAAAGGAUUUUGGUAUUAAGGUUGCUUAUGGUAGAUUCACUUCAAGUGUGAAAGGCUUUCAAAAUAUUGACUUAUUUGUUCAACAAAAAGAAGAUGGGCAAAAGAUCAUAGAUCCCGAACGUCAUAAAACUCUAUGCGCUACCUUAAAAGAAGAGAUGCUUCAUCCUUUACGGGUAAUUAUAGUGAACCGUGGUCCUGAUAGAGAACUACUGGUUGCCAAUCCUGUAGAAUUGUCCGGAGGGGGAAGACCUCGUGUUUUCUAUGACGUUACAUUGGCCUUAAAAGCAUUGGGAGUAUUCAUUUUCUCGGCUGAAGUUGUUAGACAUUCGACACAAGAACGCCAGUGGGAAGUCUACAGGUUUUUGUUGGAGGAAAGUCGGGAAUUUCCAUUGGACAGCAGUAAAGCAAGAAGUCAGAUUGUGGACAAAGUUAGAAGAACAUUGAUGGGUUGGUAAUUUGGUUCAGUUCAUAUCAAAUAAAAAACACUGUUUGAGUAUUUGUGUUGUUGUCAUUUAAAUUUGGUUUAGGUAUUAGUUAUUUAACUAAUCAUGUAAAUUUGGCACUGUGGUAGCUGAUGGUGUUUCUGACUGAGGAUUGUUCCGAGGAAUUCUGCUAGUACCCUUGUUAUUGCAGACCUACCGGAGAAAUGUUGGUUUUCGAAACUGUUAGUGCUGAGUCGGCUACAAUUAUAUCUCAAGUGUGCUUCUAGGAAAUUCAAACCUAUCCAAUCAACAAAUCCAUAAGCAAUUCCCACAUGAAGCAAUGCUGGAAUAACAGAAAGGUAAACCAGUGGCAUCACUACAGAUUGUGUCUAUAGAAACCUCAAGAUGUUUUGCAAGAUGCUAUAUGCAGAUUGUGUCUUCUAGGAAAUUGUUAGAUAAUCACUGCAGACGCAGUCCUAUAGUGAAAGAAUUGUUAUACUUUGCAGCAGACUGAGGCCACCUUAAACUGUAGAUAUGUAAUGUUUGAAACUUGUAGUCUUUGUUUCUUGAUGUAAAUUUUCAUGAUUUUGUAUUAAUGUAUAAAUUGGAGAAUCAUGUAUAAAGAUCAAACAAGCAAAUGAAUAAUGUAAUUCAGAUUGAACAA